AUGGCGCAGUCAGUCGUUAGUCGGGCAUACAGCUAUGUCCUCGACAUUCUCACCGGGCGCCACCCGCUGUCCUUCCUCCUGCCCAUUGGCCUGUGGCUCAUGGACGCGGUGCUAACGUGCAUGGUUAUCUGGAAAGUUCCAUAUACCGAAAUCGAUUGGGUCGCUUAUAUGCAGCAAGUUGCCCAAUUCGUAGGCGGCGAGCGUGACUACACCAAGAUCAAAGGCGACACCGGACCCCUCGUGUAUCCCGCGGCACACGUCUACACAUAUACUGGCCUAUACUAUGCUACCGACAAGGGCGCGGAUAUCCUCUUUGCGCAGCAAAUCUUUGCCGCCAUCUACAUGCUGACGCUGACAGUGGUGAUGCUGUGCUACUGGAAGGCCAAGGUGCCGCCAUAUGUGUUCCCGUUGCUUGUCAUCUCCAAGCGUCUGCAUAGCAUCUACGUGCUGCGUUGCUUCAACGAUGGCAUCGCUGCGCUCUUUUUCUGGAUUGCCAUCUUCUUCUUCCAGCGCAAGCAGUGGUCUAUUGGCGCCCUAGCCUACUCGUGGGGCCUCGGAAUCAAGAUGUCCCUGUUGCUCGUUCUGCCUGCCGUCGGCAUCGUCCUGUUCUUGGGACGUGGAUUCAAUGGCUCUCUACGACUCGCGUGGCUCAUGGUCCAGCUGCAGCUCAUCAUCUCUCUCCCCUUUAUCGGCGAGAAUUGGCGUGGCUACUUGGCCCGGGCCUUUGAGCUCUCGCGCCAAUUCAAGUAUGAGUGGACGGUCAACUGGCGCAUGUUGAGUGAGGAGACGUUUCUUAGCAAGGAUUUUGCAGUGGCAUUGCUCGGUGCGCAUGCUACGGUUCUAUUCAUUUUUAUCGUCGCUAGGUGGCUACCGCCCUCAGGAUACUCCCUUGGAGCGCUUCUCCCCGCCUUCCUCCGUGGCAAGUCGCCCCUCACCGAACAGGAAGAGCUGGCUGUGUCUCGCAAGGUGACGCCCGAGUUUGUCAUGACAACUAUUCUCUCAGCAAACCUAGUAGGCUUGCUCUUUGCCCGCUCCCUGCACUACCAAUUCUACGCAUAUCUGGCGUGGACUACGCCGUACCUCCUCUGGCGCGCCUCCUCCAACCCAGUUGUCGCGUUCCCUUUGUGGUUUAUCCAAGAGUGGGCUUGGAACGUGUUUCCCAGUACGGAUAUCAGCUCAACGGCCGCAGUCAAUGUCAUGGCCGUGACAUUGGUACUGGUGUAUUUCGGUACGGCAGACGCAGAGCCAUCAAAGGAAGAGGUUGCGGCCAAGGAGGCCAAGGAAAAGUAA
[Torrubiella] hemipterigena is the source of this 1290-nucleotide messenger RNA. The record is from the annotation of a GenBank genome assembly. NCBI's taxonomy places the organism in Eukaryota, Fungi, Ascomycota, Sordariomycetes, Hypocreales, Clavicipitaceae.